Molecule: messenger RNA, 2242 nt
Organism: Culex quinquefasciatus (southern house mosquito)
Lineage: Eukaryota; Metazoa; Arthropoda; Insecta; Diptera; Culicidae
Exons: 2
Coding region: 665-2242 (525 amino acids)
Biological process (GO): DNA integration
Molecular function (GO): nucleic acid binding
Source: RefSeq, a predicted model, not a curated record
UUGCGGACGGUAACGCCGUCCCACAGCAAGCGCCGCGUACGACUGCACGAGCGCCGCGACGAUCAGAAGCGCCGCGGUCGGACGAGCUGACAGGAGAUGUCAAGAAUCGGCGAACCUAACCAGCACCGUCAUCAUCGUCGGCAGAUUGUGAAGAGGAAGGAAAAGUUCACGUUUAUUGGGCAGGAAUUUGGAGAAUUUUCUGCAAUUUCUUUAUUAAACUAAGUUAGCUAUUUUUUAUUUUUCCGCAUUUAUUGCCUCAAUUUGUAGUAAGUAACACCAUAAAGAAUGAUAUUUCCUAAACUUAAUAGCCGAACACUUACAGCUUAAAUCUACUCUGAACGCUCAGAAGAAGUAGGAAUGGUUAGCACAAACCGUAAUUUGAAGGUUAAUUAAGCGUGAGUAGGAAUUUGCGCAAGAUAUAUGUACCAAACUCAUUUUUUGUACGAUUUGCAGUAAACCAUCCUGCACUGUGAGUUCAAAACUCGAUUGUUGGUUAUAGUUAGGAGUUCGGACCAAAUUUGUAAGUUCGCAUACUUGAAAGCUCUACUUCUCCUACUAAUAAAAAUGAUUAGCUUUUAGCGCAUUCUCAUCCAACCCCCGGAUUUGUCGCUCAAAAGACCCGAAUUACUCCCACGCCAACAAAAUCUAAAAGAAAUUUGCCGAUAUGGCCCAUGUAACGACCGCAGAGUGGGGAUUUCAAAAGCGGUUCAAUCUGGAAUCCACGAGCAAGAUUCGAAAGUUAUCGCCAUUUAUGGAUGACGCCGGCGUGGUGCGCAUGGAGAGCAGAAUUGUUGCGGCCGAUUUCGUGCCGUUCGACACUCGGUACCCCAUCAUCAUGCCAAAGGACCACACUGCGACGAAGUUGCUGGUCGACUCGUACCACCGGAAGUAUCUGCACGGAAACUGCGAAACGGUGGUAAACGAGCUGAGACAACGAUUUCACGUGCCGAAUUUGCGGACGGCUGCCCGCAAAGCGAAGAACGACUGCCUGCUGUGCCAGUUGAAAGCGAAGGUUCCGGUCGUCCCGCGAAUGGCUCCACUUCCUGCUGCCAGGCUGAAGGCGUUCGAGCGCCCUUUUUCGUACGUGGGAGUCGAUUACUUCGGACCUGUGGCGGUGCGGGUGAACCGCACCACCGCUAAGAGAUGGGUGGCGCUGUUCACAUGUCUGACAACGCGCGCCGUGCACUUGGAGGUCGUCCACUCGCUUUCCGCCGAGUCGUGCAAGAUGUCGUUUCGACGGUUGAUCGCCAGAAGAGGCGCACCUGUGGAGAUCUACAGCGAUCGUGGCACAAACUUCGUCGGAUCCAGCAACGAGUUGCAGAAGGAGAUGAAAGUCAUCGAGGAGAAGCUCGCCGAAACCUUCACCAACGCGACCACGAAGUGGGUUUUCAACCCGCCGGCCUCCCCUCACAUGGGAGGUGCGUGGGAGAGACUCGUGCGUUCUGUGAAAACGGCGCUGGUAGCAAUGAACACGACGAGGCUGCCCAACGAAGAAACGCUGGCAACGCUGGUGGCCGAAGCUGAGAGCAUCGUGAAUUCGCGGCCGCUGACGUGGAUCCCGUUGGAAGCUGAACAUCAGGAAGCGCUAACACCAAACCAUUUCCUGCUACUGAGCACGAGCGGUGUGGUGCAGACGCAGAAAACGUUGGCCGACUCCAAGGACGCUUGCCGUAAUCAAUGGAACCUGAUGCGGGUGAUGAUCGACCAGUUUUGGCGCAGAUGGGUUCGGGAGUACCUGCCGGACCUGACGCGGCGAACCAAAUGGCACGAGGAAGUGGUUCCAAUCCGAGCUGGUGAUUUAGUGAUUAUCGUGGAAGACACCGUGCGGAAUGGUUGGAUACGGGGACGUGUGGCGGAAGUGGUCGUGGGCCGCGACGGUCGAGUUCGUCAGGCUGUAGUACAGACUUCAACGGGACUGCUGCGACGGCCGAUCGCUAAGCUGGCGAGAUUAGAUGUGGAGAAGUGUGAGGCAGAUCCGGUGAUCCCGGAAGUACCACUCAAUGGUGUUGCCCUCGAGCUUGAUUUUGACGUCCGCUGCCGGGAUGAGUUUGUGCGAUCCAGAGUGCGGGAACAGGAUGGUCUGCGUUUUGGCCGCGUUGAUGCGAAUUUUCCACUCGGCGAAGUACGCCGCCAGCGCAUCGAGACCGCGCUGGAGUUUCGCAGUGAGCGCCCUGAUCACUCUACCUUUGUAGACGAUCGCGGUGUCGUCGGCGAACAGGAACAGCUCGCCGCCGUCAGGUAA